Messenger RNA from Parasteatoda tepidariorum (common house spider), 286 nucleotides. The record is from RefSeq and is a predicted model, not a curated record. NCBI's taxonomy places the organism in Eukaryota, Metazoa, Arthropoda, Arachnida, Araneae, Theridiidae.
AUUGUUGGUCCAUUUGAUGAGGAUGAAGAAUUCAUUCAAGAAGAUUUUCAUUUGUUAGAAGUGUAUUCUAAAAGCUUGUAUAGUGACAAACUAGUAUCAGAAUUAGAAAAAGGUGUGGAAAAAUCUAGAAAGAAUAGUGACCUUGUUAUGAAAGUUGCCUCAAUUCUCCUCUCUCAACCUCAGAUGAAAGUUAGACAUGAGUUGAAAUUUCAUGGCAAUAAACACAGGUAAUGAAGGUCUUUUUCUAUAGACUGUUUACCUCUCAGCUGUUAUGAGCAAUUUGCAA